Molecule: messenger RNA, 357 nt
Organism: Heterobasidion irregulare TC 32-1
Lineage: Eukaryota; Fungi; Basidiomycota; Agaricomycetes; Russulales; Bondarzewiaceae
Exons: 2
Coding region: 1-357 (118 amino acids)
Source: RefSeq, a predicted model, not a curated record
AUGUCACUUGCGCUCACACCCCAGCAUAAUAGCAUAGUAAACCUGUUCCUCGACGACCCGAUACCAAAGCUGGCGCGGCCCGCCGUCGUCCAUAAUACAAACUGCGGGCCAGCAGAAACGGACACCACCCGGCUCUUGUCUUCCCGCGAACUGAUUCCAGGACACGCCCGGGCGAAGCUGCUCGCGUCCUCUGACCACUGGCGGCCGAUCCCGAACGGAGGCGCCCGAUCAAGCACGCUCCAAGCACCUGCCGAGUCGUAUCGGCCCCGACCAGUGUCGGCCCCCACCCACAUCAACGGCUUUCUCAUCACCACCACGCCCCGCGAGGUGGCCUCCGAUACGAGUCGGGCACGAUGA